CGACACACUAACCGAGAUUUGCCCUUGCCCUUUCAAUUCUUUUUUCUUUCUGCUCGUCGAGGGCGUCAGGCUGGUCUAUGCUGACCCUCACCCCAGGCUCGUCCUGCGACGUUUGCGCAGAUGAAUACGGGCCCCAUUGUCUCCCCCAUUCUAUCCCGUGUGGCCAUGUUCUUUGCGCCAGCUGCUGCAACAACAUCGCCCAAAAGACCUCCCGCGCCUCUCCUGCCUGCCCUUUCUGCAGAGAACCUUCAAACCGAUGCCGUCCGCCUUAUUCGAAUGGACUUCAAUACAAGUGGGUGGACGACCCCCCGGCGAGUUCCCGACAUAGCAGCCCCCGCGCCGGACUUGAUGACGGAUGCCUGGCUGAAGAGGCUCAUGCAGCCGGAUGGCUCUUCUCGUUCACGUCAGGACGCUCGCAAGCUCGAGGCUAAGGUUGCGAAGGUCGCUGGGAAAAGAUGUUCCGUAGAGGAAGUUACUGCGCUCCACAAUGAACUGCAAGAUUGGCUCAUGAACGAGACCAAGCCAGAAGACGAUAUCUCGGCCUUGACACUCAGUGCUGCCCUCCUCCGCGCUAUUCUUAUGAACCAUGUCGCACACUCGGAUGCUAGCCGCAACUCUAAAAUGGUCGAAGCCACAAUGAAGGCACGGCUCGACGAGCUGGAGGCUGCAAAUAAUAGACUGGAUGCCGAAUUAAAGCGACAACGUGCCGCUUACAACCAAAAGAUACAGGAAUGCCAGGGUCUGCGGCAGGAGCUGGCUCGGCUCAAGGUGCUCCCCGCCACCGACGAUGCCGCGCUAUGGCACCCACAUGCGGACAUCAUCGAUCUCUUCCGCCUCGCAAUAUGCGACGCGGCCCACCACGCCUUCUCCCGCCCAUCAGAGAUCGCAAACCCCAGGACCUCUUUCGUCCGCUUCAGCCGCAGCAGCGCGUGCACAGACACCCGCUGCUCGUUCUCAGACGCCCGGGCCCAAUAUGCUAGCCCGCGCGAGCAGUGUGCGGAUGGAGGUCUCGCCGACCCGAUCCGCCACUCCCGCACCCAAUCUAGCGUCGUCGAUUCCCCGCCCGAUGUCUCGUGCGGGCGCCACGACGCCAACCCAAACACGGCAUACUUCGCUGAGCGCGCGUUCCAAGACGCCUGCGCCGGUUGCGCCGAUGCAAAUGGCUCCGCAGCGUCAGCGACGCAUGUCACAGCCCGUACCACCCCUGUCAUUGUCCCGAGCAUCACUCGCUCGAUCAGCGACGAAAAACACGACGCGCAGAUGUUCGCGCUGUGGAAGCCGAACACACGACCGAACUCGCCCGACGAAAUCAAAAAGUUCCACCACUCGUCUAGCCGAUCACCGUCACGUAAUGGCCCUGCUAUGCACGGCUUCCGCCUGUCGGUUGAGGAUGACUACUGA
Messenger RNA from Mycena citricolor, 1401 nucleotides. The record is from the annotation of a GenBank genome assembly. Lineage: Eukaryota; Fungi; Basidiomycota; Agaricomycetes; Agaricales; Mycenaceae.